This is a messenger RNA of Entrophospora sp. SA101, 1506 nucleotides long. The record is from the annotation of a GenBank genome assembly. NCBI's taxonomy places the organism in Eukaryota, Fungi, Glomeromycota, Glomeromycetes, Entrophosporales, Entrophosporaceae.
AUGGUUGGAUGGGGAGGCAAUAACGGUUCAACAUUGACUGCUAGUAUUAUUGCCAAUCGUCGAAAUAUUAAAUGGAAAACUAAGGAUGGAAUACAGUCACCAAAUUAUUUUGGUUCACUUGUUCAAGCCUCCACGCUCAAACUUGGUGUUGAUGAAAAAGGCAAUGAUGUUUAUGUUCCUUUUAAUAAGAUACUUCCGAUGGUAAACCCUAAUGAUUUGGUCAUAGGCGGCUGGGACAUUAACUCUUGUAAUCUUGCUAAAGCCAUGGAACGUGCAAAAGUACUUGAUUAUGACCUUCAGCGUCAACUAGCUCCUGAAUUAGAAAAAUUUAAACCGUUACCUUCAAUUUAUUAUCCUGAUUUCAUAGCUGCAAAUCAGAGCGACAGAGCCGAUAAUCUUAUUUCUGGAAACGAUAAGAAACAACAUCUUGAACAUAUUCGUAAUGAUAUUAGAAAAUUCAAAUUAGAUAACCAGCUUGAUAAAGUGAUUGUGGUUUGGACCGCAAAUACAGAACGUUAUUCCUCAAUUAUUCCUGGCAUUAAUGACACUGCUGCAAAUCUAAUUGAAGCUGUUAGACAGAACCAUUCUGAAAUAGCUCCAUCAACAAUCUUUGCAUUAGCUUGUAUUCUAGAAAAAACACCGUUCAUAAAUGGCUCGCCACAAAAUACAUUUGUACCAGGUUGUGUUGAAUUAGCAGAAAAAGAACAAGUUCAUAUUGGUGGAGAUGAUUUUAAAUCUGGCCAAACUAAAGUUAAAUCGGUGCUGGUAGACUUUUUGGUGAAUUCUGGUAUUAAACCGGUUAGUAUAGCUUCCUAUAAUCAUCUUGGAAAUAAUGAUGGCAAAAAUUUGUCUGCGCCUGAUCAAUUUCGAUCAAAAGAAAUUUCUAAAAGUAGUGUUGUCGACGAUAUGGUCGCUGCUAAUCAUAUUCUAUAUAAACCAGAUGAACAUCCAGAUCACAUUGUCGUGAUCAAGUAUGUUCCAACUGUAGCUGAUUCGAAACGAGCUUUGGAUGAAUAUGUCUCUGAGAUUUUUAUGGGUGGAAAGAAUACAAUCUCGUUGUACAACACUUGUGAAGAUUCACUAUUAGCAUCACCAUUGAUUUUAGAUUUAGCCAUUAUCACUGAAUUGAUGACACGUAUUCAAUAUCGUACGGACAACAUGUUAAACUAUUCACCAUUUGAUUCUGUUUUAUCAAUUCUAAGCUUUUUAUUGAAAGCACCAUUGGUACCAAAAGGUACACCAGUUGUCAACUCGUUAAAUAAACAAAGAUCAGCAUUGGAAAAUAUUUUUAGAGCGUGUAUUGGUUUGCCACCUCAAAAUGAUAUGUUGUUAGAAUACAAAGCUCCGGUAUAUGGACCUUCUAAUGGUAUUAACGCUAAUGGUACUAAUGGUGUUGCUAAUGAUAUUAGUAUUAAUGGUACUAAUGGUGUUGUUAAUGGUAUUAGUACUAAUGGAACUGGUAACGAUGAUAAAGGCUUGGGCAAAAAGAUCAAGAGAGAUCAUUGA